AUGGCGAAAGAUCCGAAUGAUUUGAAAAGCGAGCUGGAGGGGUGGAUUCGCAAAAAGAACGAGAUCGUCUCAUCAUUGAGUGCCCUCGAGCACCAGAUAUACAACUUCGAAGGAUCCUAUCUGGAAGACACUGCUGAGUACGGAAACGUCAUAAAAGGAUGGGGAAACUUUUCAAAUGCGCCGCCGCCGUCGAAGACGAAUCGAAUUGAGAAGAAGCUGAACAAACGAGGCGUCCGGGACGAGGACCGGCUGUUUUCGAAAAGUUCGACGACGUCACCGUACGGAAAGCAGCCGACGAACAACGGGAACGGAAGCGGGGAGUCGUCGUCUGGCCAUGACAACGGAUACGCGAAGGACGAGUCAGACAACAACGAAGAGGAUGACGCGGUAGGGCAGCUGACACGUGACUCGGUUCGGCCCCUUCCCCCUCCCACUUUCUCGGUUACCGUUAGAUUAUCGAUCUUUCUUGCAGGCAUCCAUCUCGAGUCGCGACUCAAAGCCGCCGGCCAAACGACGAAAGUAUUGA
Messenger RNA from Caenorhabditis sp. 36 PRJEB53466, 526 nucleotides. NCBI's taxonomy places the organism in Eukaryota, Metazoa, Nematoda, Chromadorea, Rhabditida, Rhabditidae. The record is from the annotation of a GenBank genome assembly.